AUGCGCACCGUCGAUGCCGGAGGAUCGUUUCUCAAGACAUUGCAGGGGAUCGACAGCCACUUCAUGGCCGGCUCGUGGAUCCUCUCGCUCGGCCUCCUCUUGGCGUGGUACAACCUCACUCGAUGGCAGCGCAGCCGGCUGGACCAUGAUUCCACUCCGUUCCGUUUCUCCAUCCGGUUCUUCCCCAGCGUCUGGGCCCUGGACUUCUGGGCCGUCUUCAUCUUCUUCAUCGGAGCGAUCAUCGAGGUUAACUCUGUGUACACAGGCAUUCCGGAGGCGAACCUCCAGCACUCAGGAAUAUACUCUGCCUACAUGUUCUUCGCGCUGGUCGGGAUCUGCACGGUGAGGGGCGUGGCCCUUCCUCCCGCCUCCAAAGAGGCAGCCUUCCUCGUCGCAAUAGCACUCGAAUGGAUCUCCAUCAAAAAUCAUCACUUACCUAGCCCUCUUCAUAAUGCGAUGCACAUGUGCUUCCUAUACGGGAUAUCGUUCGGGGUCAUUGGUGUGUUCUCCGUCCUCGUCCAAAACGCCACCGUCCGCCCAGCAUCCCCGCACUUCCCUCCAAUGUCCUGCAGCGUCCUCCCCGGCCUGCUCCUCUGCUUCUCCCUGAUACUGCAGGGGACGUGGAACAUCCAGAUCACAACGAUCGUGCAACAACCGUGGAUCAACGCCUGGAAUUUGAACAGCCCGGAGCACGUCUUGCUCAUCAUGUCCUACUGGUGCUUCCAUGCCAUCUUCGCUGCGGCCCUCCUCUUCGUCCUCGUGCUUGUCACCGAAAGGGUUGUCAAGUGCAAACUGAGGAAGGACAAAACUGCCUUUCAGAUCCAUUCGAGUGCUAUUGCGACGAGGAAGGCUGCCUCUUUGGAGGCGGGAGGAAGGGCCACGCCCCUCACCGUGCAGAUCCCGACCAGCGCGAAGAACAUGUAG
Molecule: messenger RNA, 924 nt
Organism: Darwinula stevensoni
Lineage: Eukaryota; Metazoa; Arthropoda; Ostracoda; Podocopida; Darwinulidae
Source: the annotation of a GenBank genome assembly